AUGGUUGGAAGCAAAGAGAAACGAGACAAGAGACUCCAACAGAUCUCUCUCCUUCGUACUAUUCCUUACUCGGACCACCAAAGGUGGUGGACAUCUGAAACUGUGGCGGUGGUAACAGGUGCAAACAGAGGGAUAGGAUUUGAGAUGGUGAAACAAUUGGCUGGACAUGGCUUAACUGUUAUAUUAACAUCUAGAGACGAGAAUGUAGGCUUCGAAGCUGCUAAAGUGUUGCAAGAAGGUGGCUUCAACGUUGAUUUCCACCGCCUCGAUAUCUUGGACUCUUCCUCUAUUCAAGACUUCUGCCAAUGGAUUAAGGAUAAAUAUGGAUUCGUUGAUGUUUUAAUAAACAAUGCAGGUGUAAACUACAAUGUUGGAACACAUAACUCUGUAGAGAACUCUCAUAUGGUUAUAUCUACAAACUACAAUGGGACAAAGAACAUAAUCAAAGCCAUGAUUCCAUUGAUGAGACAAGCUUCUCCAGGUGCUCGUAUUGUCAACGUCACCUCUAGGCUUGGUAGAUUAAAAGGCCGCCACAGUAAACUUGAGAAUGAAGCAGUGAGAGCGAAGCUUAUGGAUGUGGACUCUCUGACAGAAGAAAUGGUUGACGAAACAGUGACUGAGUUUCUGAAGCAAGUGGAAGAAGGAACGUGGGAAUCUGGAGGUUGGCCACAUUCUUUCACAGACUAUUCUGUUUCCAAGAUGGCGGUGAACGCAUACACUCGAGUACUAGCGAAAGAACUAUCUGAGAGACCAGAAGGAGAGAAGAUAUAUGCAAACUGCUUUUGUCCCGGUUGGGUGAAAACCGCAAUGACCGGUUAUGCUGGGAAUAUCUCAGCAGAGGAUGGAGCUGACACUGGAGUCUGGCUUGCGUUGCUUCCUGAUCAAGCUAUCACUGGAAAGUUCUUUGCUGAGAGGCGUGAGAUCAGUUUCUAA
Eruca vesicaria subsp. sativa (arugula) is the source of this 933-nucleotide messenger RNA. Lineage: Eukaryota; Viridiplantae; Streptophyta; Magnoliopsida; Brassicales; Brassicaceae. The record is from the annotation of a GenBank genome assembly.